Molecule: messenger RNA, 2168 nt
Organism: Anopheles cruzii
Lineage: Eukaryota; Metazoa; Arthropoda; Insecta; Diptera; Culicidae
Product: ubiquitin carboxyl-terminal hydrolase MINDY-3 homolog
Exons: 5
Coding region: 488-1981 (497 amino acids)
Biological process (GO): protein K48-linked deubiquitination
Molecular function (GO): cysteine-type deubiquitinase activity; K48-linked deubiquitinase activity; calcium ion binding
Source: RefSeq, a predicted model, not a curated record
CCCAGUGAUGCGUGCGCUAUUAAACGGACUGUAAACAAAGACAUUCGUAGGAAAAAAAACAUGAGAAAAGUAUUUUCGCCAUAAUUAGAAACAAAUUGUUGCAGUGGGAAAAUAAAGUAAUUGCAUAUGAAACACACACAUGUUUGCCCAUUCAAUACUUCGACAUACGCUGUGUUGCGCUAUUGUAUAGAUGAUCUCCGCUUCACAAAACCGUGUAGGGUUCGCAUCUGUCAUCGCUUGUUGGCUGUAGCAAUCGUAUCGUUUUGCUACGAUAACUUUUUGAUAUACAAAUAAAUCGGUCGUCGUUGAAAUUGCGGUUGAUUCAUCCCUUCCAUGUGUGUGCAAGCUGUAUUUGGAGGACUUUUUAGCACGCUACGAAAUACAGUUGUCAGUAAACACUGCCGUCGGACAUAACGUUUGCGCGAUUGUAUAAAUCUUAAGGGCCGCUAAAUCCUCAGUACGUGCCAAAGCCAAGCCUCGUUCCCUGAUGGGAGACUACUCAGCUUCGCCAAGUGCUACUGCAGGUGCGGUGAAUGUUAUAGAUGACCCAGGAUCGUCGAGUGUUUCCGAUAGCGACAACGGCACUAGAACGAUUUCGAAAGAGUUGUUUUCACUCCUGUGGGGCACUACGAUUAAGAACGAUGUAUUUCGAAGGUGGUUGCAAGGGUUCUCCUUCAGCGACUACGAGCCGUCGGCUUUGGUGCAAAGAGACGGUGGGCCAUGUUGUGUAAUAGCUCCAGUGCAGGCGUACCUGCUAAAGAUAUUGUUGAUGGAAACUCCAGGACAUAGUUUCAACGAUCUUACUGCCGAUAAGUGUAAAACCUUGCUGAUUCAGGCCGUUUGCCAAAUUCUCAUGAAGUGCAAAUCUGACCUUUACCGCAUCGUGAGCCUGCACACCGAGAGCACCGUGGAAAUAUCUGCUUCUGAGGACGGUGGAACUGACGUUCCGGACGCAUUGGGUGGGUCGGCCUUAAAGAACGCACAGGAAUAUGUACGAUCGGGAGGCUCUGGUGAUGCACGGGCGUUGCACGGUAGUACUUCUAGUUUGCUCGCGGCCCGUAUACACAUUGGUACUUGGACACCCGAUGCUUUCCACAAAUGUAUCGCGUACCGUGAAUUUAAGAAUAUCGAUGAUGUCGAAAAGUUUUAUACGCAAAAUUUCCACAUUCUGGCGAAUGAGUGCGGGGUACUGUUGUUGCUGUACACGAUUCUGCACACGAAGGGACUCGAGAGUAUACUAUCUGAAAUGUCGGACCCUUCUGAACCGCUCAUACACGACACAUAUGGCUGCGGUAGUCAGGCCCUAAUAAACCUGAUGCUUACUGGCCGUGCCGUACCGCAUGUCUGGGACAACGAACAGGACGUCGGGGGAAUGAAGCUAAAAGGAAUCAACCAGCAGUCGGAGAUUGGUUUCAUCACCGUGAUGGAACAGCUGCAAUAUUGUACCGUUGGUUUCUUUUACAAAAAUCCGAAGAAUCCAGUAUGGGUGAUGGGUUCCGAUACACACUUAACCGUAAUAUUCAGCAACGAAAAGCGACUUGUGUCGCCCGAAACGCCCGCCGAAGUUGCUCGCCGAGUAUUUCGACAAUUCGAUGCGGAUGGAAGCAACUUUAUUCCCAGUCCGAUGUUACAGGAUCUGAUGUGUGCUCUAGACUUAGUCAGCGAACCCGAAUACGUUGAACUCAUGCGAAGCCGUCUUGACCCGGAAAACCUAGGUAUUAUUUUGCUGAAUGCGUUUCUCAACGAGUUUUUUCCAAGCGAAAAGAAAUCAAUACCUGAUUCAUUCGACCUGUUGCAUUACAACGGCAUUCCGAACUCGAACUUCAACAAUCGCGUGCUGUACAACAAAGGCCAGGCGGUGCUUCUAGAGAGCGACGUCCGUAUGUACAAUCCCUCUGAUCCGAUGCUAACCUGCCUGCAGACGAAAUGGCCCAGCAUUGAGGUCAAUUGGGUGGGCAAUCGCACACCGUCAUUAAAUUGAAUCUACAUUCGUUUGCACGGGCUGCAAAAAUACUAAGUCGUUCGGUCCUUUACUGUGUUAACGUUUUACUAUGUUAACUUAGUUUUGUUUUCUUAUUUUUUAUGUGUUUGUUGCGAUAAUAUUAUUUUCUUCGAGAAGUGCUCCAUGAUAAUGGAAUAAAUAAACAAAACUGUACAGUUGAUGCGAA